AAGGCGGCCAUCCGCACCCAGCCCGCCGACGUGCUGCAGUGGUCCGCGGGAUAUUUUUCAGCUUUGUCAAGAGGAGAUCCACUUCCUGUAAAGGAAAGGAUUGAGAUGCCUGUGGCAACCCAGAAAACAGACACAGGCCUGACUCAAGGACUCCUUAAAGUUUUGCACAAGCAGUCGAUAAACACCGCCAUGAAGCACCUUUGCGAGAUCCUCACCACGGAUCCGGAGGGCGGGCCUGCCCAUAUCCCAUUUGAGACUUUUUCCUACGUCUACGAAUACUUGGCUGGAUUAGACUCGGACAUUCCUCCCGCGGAGACGGAGUCCUAUCUUGCUACCUUAAAAGAAAACGUAAUAUCAAGGAAGAAUGGCCUCAUAGGACUUUCAGAUUUCUUUGUUCCAAAGAGGAAAAUUUAGAAAACCUCGAAAAGAAAACUCUGAAGACAUAGGUCAUUAAUGCAGAGAAAAACAAAUUUUAAUGUUGAAUUAAUGCUUUUUAAAAUCUUGGCACCAAAUACAAAUUGUCUUUAACCACAUACA
Molecule: messenger RNA, 537 nt
Organism: Galeopterus variegatus (Sunda flying lemur)
Lineage: Eukaryota; Metazoa; Chordata; Mammalia; Dermoptera; Cynocephalidae
Gene: ROPN1L
Product: rhophilin associated tail protein 1-like
Exons: 4
Coding region: 106-414 (102 amino acids)
Source: RefSeq, a predicted model, not a curated record